CACCCUCAAAGCUCCUACGCACGACGUAUCUCGCCGCCAGCUGAAAGCGAGCUCCUCGGCGCGUAGCAGCUCGAGACGUCGUCACGCCGUACGUCGGCCAUCAAUCUCUAUUGGGCACACGAUCGGGAGUCACGCCGGCUCAUUUCGCGCAUUCGCGCACCAGUCGCGCUUAUCAUCAGUCGGGCUGGCGGGCGAUACCGCACCGCACCGCACCGCACCGCAUCAUCAUGGCCAGUGUCGACGACAUCUUCAAGAAUGCGGGCGUGCCCAGCAAGCGGAAGCUGGACGCCGUCAAGGACCCUAACGAGAUUUACAAGUCCAGCAAGCUGAGCGCCAACGGCUCUAGCCGCCACGCCCACGUGCAAGACGAGCCGGACGACGACGACCAGGAGGCCGGGCCAGCGGCACCUCCCGACGACGAUGGCGACUUCGGCCCCGCGAUGCCACCUGGCGACGAUGACGAUGGCGAUGAUGAAGAAGGCCGCUUCUUUGGCGGCGGCAUCACCAAGCAAGAGUCCCAGAUCCUCGACUACGUAGAGGGAGCCGGUGAGGCCGACCAGGGCCCCGAGAAGAUCGACGUCCCAUGGCUGCGCAAGACGGCCGCCAAUCUCGAGAAGCGCAUCGCCAAGAACGCCGAGCUGCGCGCCAAAUUCGAGAGCGAGCCGCAAAAGUUCAUCGGCAGCGAAGGCGACCUCGACGCCGACAUCAAGAGCCUGUCUAUACUGUCCGAGCACCCGGACCUGUAUCCUGAGUUUGUUAAGCUCGGGUGCGUCGCCAACCUGGCCGGUCUGCUUGCGCACGACAACACGGACAUUGCCAUUGACGUCAUGGAGAUUAUUGGUGAGCUGACGGACGAGGACGUCGCCGCCGAGGAUGAGCAGUGGAACGCAUUGGUGGACGCCCUGAUCGACGGCGACGUCGUGGGCCUACUCGUGUCCAAUUUCUCGCGCCUCAACGAAGACGACGAGACGGAUCGCAACGGCGUCUACUAUGCGCUCGGCAUCCUCGAGAACCUCUGCUCGAGGUCCGCAACGGCCACUCGUGUCGGUAGCGAGGCGGCACUACUAAAGUGGCUCUUGCAGCGCAUUCAGCGCAAGGAAUCCGUCGUCUCCCAGAACAAACAGUACGCGGCUGAGAUCCUCGCCAUCCUCGCCCAGUCAUCCCCCGAGUCUCGGCGGCGCAUCAUCGACCAGGACGCCACAGACACGCUGCUGCAACUCGUGGCGCCCUACCGGAAACGCGAUCCCGACAAGGGCGGCGAGGAGGAGGAAUACAUGGAGAACAUUUUCGAGGCCCUCACGUGUCUCGCCGACGAGCCGUCGGGCAAGGACAAGUUCAUCGAGGCAGAGGGCGUCGAGCUGUGCCUCAUCAUGCUCCGGGAGGGCAAGAUGAGCAAGGCCCCGGCCCUGCGUCUCCUCGACCACGCGGCCGGGGGGCGCGCCGGCGGCGCCGUGUGCUCCAAGCUCGUCGAGGCGGGCGGCCUCAAGGGCAUCUUCACGCUCUUCGGCAAGACGCACGACCACCGCUUCCUCGAGCACCUGCUCGGCAUCCUGGCCUCGAUGCUCCGCCUGCUGCCCGCGACCUCGCCCGAGCGCAUCCGCACGCUGGCCAAGUUCGUCGAGAAGGACUACGCCAAGGCCGCCAAGCUGGUGGCGCUGCACCGCGAGUACAGCGCCCGCGUCGCCCGCGCCGAGGAGGAGCACAGGCGGCGGCGGGAGGACCCCGAUGACGACGACGACGCGACGACGGACCCAGACGAGGCCGAGGUGGAGCUCCUGUCGCGGAGGCUGGACGCGGGGCUCUUCACGUUGCAGCAGAUCGAUGCCUCGCUGGCGUGGCUCGUGGCCGAGGACGCGGGCGCGCGCAGGAAGAUCCGGCAGCUGCUGGCGGAGCGCGACGAAGACCUCGCGGCCAUUGGAACCGUCAUCAAGGAGCAGCGGGCCGGAUUGGAUACCCAGGAGGAGGACAGCAAGGAUCUAAGCGACAUGUUGGGGGCGUUGCUCGAGUUCCUGGAGUGAAAAUAUAGACUCGUGCCAACGUCUCUGUAACGAUGUGUAUGUAUUCAUGUAAAACAGGGCCAUCCAUGCAUCCAUGGCUGGAGGACGUACAAGGUCCCCAUCAGCCCGUGUCGGCUGCCAUCACCGCCACCACGACCGCGCCUCCUUCCAUUGAAACAAUGCUACACGCC
Messenger RNA from Purpureocillium takamizusanense, 2188 nucleotides. RefSeq lists its product as uncharacterized. The record is from RefSeq and is a predicted model, not a curated record. Lineage: Eukaryota; Fungi; Ascomycota; Sordariomycetes; Hypocreales; Ophiocordycipitaceae. The transcript is spliced from 3 exons. Gene Ontology annotation, cellular component: spliceosomal complex. Bases 228 to 2018 code for a protein of 596 amino acids.